AAAAAUAACUAUAAUCAAGCACAAAGGUCAGCUACACGAUAACAACAUUGCAUCAGUCAGGCUGCUCCUCCGCCCGUUUCUCUCUCAGUAUAAAAGGCAAGGGAGACUCGCUGAAAGCCAGAUUAGUCUAGACUAUUAUAUUCUGCAACAAAAGAGAAAGAAAGCACUCAUACCUCGAGAAUUAAACUCAAAUUAAAAGAGGAAUCAUAAUCUCUAGUAUUAUAAUAGACUUCGUUAUAAUAAAAGAGAGUACAAAAAGCAAUGAGUGAAGGAGAUCUGGAGAAAGCUCCACCUCCCAGUAAAGAGGAACAAAUUGAACUUGAUGAAGUAAAAAUCAAAGAUGACUCACCGCCAGUCGUUCAGACUGAUGACACUGUUGACGUUGAGACUAAACCAAAAACCGUGAAAAGGCCUUGGUGGAAGAAGAAGGAGAAAGAAGGUGAUGAUGAAGAUGCAAUUCCUCCUGCUACCCUCAAAGAAGUGUUUAGUUUUGCUACUCCAAUUGACUGCUUCUUCAUGAUCACUGCUAUUUUGGCUGCUUUUACUCUCGGGUGUGCUCUCCCAGGUGCUAUGCUUGUAUUUGGUGACCUUGUGAACGCAUUCAUCAAUCAGCAAUUUACUCAAUAUGCAGUUGAUACUGUUUCUGGGCUCAAUGUCACUAGCUACAUGCAAAACAACACUAUAGUAUAUUCCUCCUCAUCUCCUGGCUUCUCCUGUGAGGUAUACAGCAAUGCCAUUGAAACCUAUGCCACCAUUGGUGAUCCACUGACCUGUGUGCCAUUUAGCAACUUUAGCACGUCUUUACCAACGUCUCCUUUAACUCUCAACAUCAAUCCGGUUCAAUGCUCUGCCCUUGCUGCCAUCGUCACCCUUUUCUUUGGCACUGAGAGCAGUUGUACAACUGAUGACGAGUUCAUUAACUCGAUAAAUAUUUAUUGCUACUAUUUCAUUGGGCUUGCUGUUGCUGCUAUUCUGAUUGGGUAUUACAUUGAAGCUGUUUUCCAAGUGACUGCCGAGCGACAGAUUUAUAAGAUAAGACUUGCUUAUUAUAAAUCUGUUAUGAAGCAGGACAUCGCCUGGUUUGAUGUUAACGCUAGCGGAGAAGUAGCAAGCAGAUUAGUAGAUGAUUUGGAUAAAGUCCAAACUGGGAUUGGUGAAAAGUGUGUCAUAUUAUUUCAAUGGAUUGGCUCACUUAUUUGUGGAUUCACUAUUGGUUUCGUGAGGGAUUGGAGACUCACCUUAGCACUACUUUCAAUCACACCAUUUCUAGCUGUGGGUGGAGCCUUGAUGGCAAUAGUUACAACAAGGUUCACUAGUGCUGAGCAGAAGGCCUAUGCAACUGCUGGGGCUCUGGCAGAGGAAGUGUUGUCAUCCAUCAAGACCGUCAUUGCUUUUGGAGGAGAAUAUAAAGAAUCAGAUAGGUAUACUUCACAUCUUAAAAGUGCAAGGAGUGCUGGUAUUAAGAAAGGACUGGGUUUAGGGCUUAGCCUGGGAUACGUGUUCUUUCUGAUAUUUUCAGCUUAUGCUAUUGCUUUCUGGUUUGGUGGUUAUUUGAUAUCAGAAGGUCUAACACAAGGAGGACAAGUCCUUACCGUAUUUUUCUGUGUCUUCAUAGCAGCAUUCUCUAUUGGUCAAGCAGGACCCUACAUGGAAGCAUUGAGCACUGCUUUAGGAGCAGCAGGAGCUAUCUUUGACGUCAUCAAGAAAGAACCUCCUAUUGACUCCAGCAGCACUGAAGGCAUUGUAUUGGAGGAGAGUGAGCCUGCCACCAUUCAUUUGAAAGACGUCAAUUUCAGUUAUCCAACCAGACCUGAUGUGCAGGUUCUCAAAUCCUUUAGUCUCAGUGUUGAUGUUGGUCAGACUGUUGCUCUUGUUGGUCACAGUGGCUGUGGUAAGAGCACUAUUGUACAACUACUCCAACGUUUUUAUGACAUUGAGGAAGGAGAGAUAAAGAUAGCAUCACACUCAAUCAAGGAUCUCAAUAUUGCCAGUCUCCAUGAUGCUAUUGGUGUAGUCAGUCAAGAGCCAGUUCUCUUUGACACAACAAUACUUGACAAUAUUCGUUAUGCCAAGGAUGGGGCAACUCAAGAAGAGAUUGAAGCAGCUGCUAAAACAGCAAACGUUCAUCAGUUUAUUUCUGAAUUACCCGAUGGCUAUAAUACACUGGUAGGUGAAGGCGGUACUCAAUUGAGUGGUGGUCAGAAGCAGCGUAUAGCUAUAGCCCGUGCUCUCAUUCGUAAUCCAAAGAUACUCCUACUGGAUGAAGCUACAUCAGCUCUUGACAGUGAGAGUGAGUCACUGGUACAGAGUGCACUGGAGAAGGCAAGCUUGGAGAGGACUACUAUUGUCAUUGCUCAUCGUCUCUCUACUAUACGCAAUGCUGAUCUGAUAGUCUGCCUUGAUAAUGGAGAAAUAAAGGAAACAGGGACUCAUGACGAACUUAUGAAACUCGAAGGACUCUAUUAUGACAUGGUCACAUCACAAACUCAAGGGGCCAUUGAUGAUGCAUACUUGUCAAUAGAGCAGGAAUCCUCUGCUGAGACUAAGGGACCAGCUGUACUUCCAUUAUCAAAGCAGUACAGCAAGCAAGUCAGUAGACAGUUCUCGCGUCAAGCCUCUACCUCUGAGGAUAAGAAAGAUAAGAAAACCAGGACUGAAAUGUUGAAGAAAAAACAAGAAGAAUGGGAUAAGGAUUUGCCUGAGGUUUCUCUUGGACGUAUAAUGAAACUUAAUGCUAAGGAAUGGUGGCUCUUGGCUCUUGGUGUUCUUGGUGCUAGCGUACAAGGAUCAAUAUUUCCUGUUUUUGCUAUCAUCUUUGGAGAAGCAUUGAAAGCAUUCAGUGCUGAACAGGAUCAAGUACUUAAUGAAGUUCACCUGCCAGCUGGCCUCUUCCUUGCACUUGCCUUUGUAUCUGCACUUGCUGUCUUCUUUAAAACAUUUUGUUUUGCUAUUUCCGGUGAGAAACUGACCUCUAGGAUCCGCUCCAUAACGUUCAAGGCAAUGCUCAGAAAAGAUAUGUCCUGGUUUGAUGAAGAGAAGAACAGCACUGGAGCACUUACCACUAGACUGGCUGAAGAUGCAGCCCUCAUACAAGGAGCUACUGGACUAAGACUUGCUACACUAAUUGAGACACUCAUCAGUUUACUGUUUGCCCUGGGGAUAGCUCUGGCCUACUCCUGGAUAAUGACAAUCAUCAUAUUGGGUUUUGCUCCUUUCCUAGUCAUUGUUGGUGCAGCAAGAGCAGUGUUCUACAGACAACAUUUGUUAAAAAAUAAAGGAGCAUUUGCACAUGCUGGACAGUUGGUUGUAGAUUCGCUGGAAAACAUACGAACAGUGACUGCUCUCAAUUUGCAGAACAAAUUUGCCGAACUUUAUGAAAUGGAAAUCAGAAAACCCUACAAAACAUCAAUGUUAUUCCAUCACAUUGAAGGCGUGGCUUACGGAAUGUCCCAAGGAAUGAUCUUCUUUGGUUAUGCUCUUGCCUUCAGA
Messenger RNA from Amphimedon queenslandica, 3489 nucleotides. RefSeq names its product multidrug resistance protein 1A-like. NCBI's taxonomy places the organism in Eukaryota, Metazoa, Porifera, Demospongiae, Haplosclerida, Niphatidae. The record is from RefSeq and is a predicted model, not a curated record. Gene Ontology annotation, cellular component: mitochondrial inner membrane. Gene Ontology annotation, biological process: oligopeptide export from mitochondrion. Gene Ontology annotation, molecular function: ATP binding; ATP hydrolysis activity; ABC-type oligopeptide transporter activity. The annotation marks the transcript as partial. The transcript has 23 exons.